AUGGUCACCGUCCUGAGCUGGCUGUCUCUGGGUUUCCAGUUCAGCGAUUCCUCCUUGUGGGCAGUUUCAGAAGGGACAGGCCCUUGCCAUUUCCCCUUCAAGUACAAGGCCACUCUCCACUAUUCCUGCACCCAAGAAAGCAGCUUUUCUCACUGGUGCGCCACAGAGCCACAGUACAGCUCCAAAAACUGGCGGAAAUGUAACCAAGAAGAUUUUCCCAGGUGCAUCUUCCCCUUCACCUACGGCGGCAGACGCUACACCGCCUGCACCACCAACGGGUCCUUCGGCGACAAGCCGUGGUGCGCGGUGACCAGCCGUUUUGAAGAAGUCAAGCAAUGGAAGUACUGCGUCCUCAAGCCCUACGGCGGGAACUCCAAAGGCAGGCCCUGCGUCUUCCCAUCCAUCUACAAGGGGAGGACGGUCCAGGCCUGCAUCGAGGAAGAGAGGGCCCAGCUCUGGUGUCCGACCACCGCCAACUUUGACCAGGACCGGCAGUGGAGUUUCUGUCCAGACCAAGCUGUCCUACAGGAAUUCCCACCGAAAGCGUGCCGCUUCCCCUUCAUAUACAAGGGCAAGGUCUAUUAUUCCUGCACCGCCAAGGGCUCCAAGAUGAACCUCAAGUGGUGUGCCACCACUCACACCUACGAGACGGACGGGGCCUGGAUUUACUGCAGCCCUUAGGGUGAGCGUGGGGAUCCUCGGGUGCACAGAGGCCUGCCUCGGCAGGGAGGGGAGGGUAAGGAGGAAAUCGAUGCACUGGAGGUUUCCUUGAGGCCUAAGCUCAUCCUCUACCCUGUAGCCAUUGUGGGCAGGGGAUGUGUCUGCUUAUCAUUUUACUGUACUCUCACACACACUUAGUACAGUGCUCUGCACACAGCAAGUGCUCAAUAAAUACGACUGAAUCGAA
Molecule: messenger RNA, 907 nt
Organism: Tachyglossus aculeatus (Australian echidna)
Lineage: Eukaryota; Metazoa; Chordata; Mammalia; Monotremata; Tachyglossidae
Product: epididymal sperm-binding protein 1-like
Exons: 5
Coding region: 1-681 (226 amino acids)
Cellular component (GO): cell surface
Molecular function (GO): heparin binding
Source: RefSeq, a predicted model, not a curated record